Molecule: messenger RNA, 3962 nt
Organism: Mizuhopecten yessoensis (Yesso scallop)
Lineage: Eukaryota; Metazoa; Mollusca; Bivalvia; Pectinida; Pectinidae
Exons: 4
Coding region: 143-1129 (328 amino acids)
Source: RefSeq, a predicted model, not a curated record
AAACAGGCAUGCGUAUGCCAUGCUCCCAGCGUAAGAUAUAGUAAAAAUUUUGCGGGAGUUUCCAUACUGACAGAACUUUUGACAGGCGUUAUUACACGGAAGCAGUACACACCUUGGCAAUGGUUUAAAUCCACCGGAGAGGAUGCAAGAGUAUUCCAAAGGUAACAAGCUGGAUAUAGAUCAGGAUAAGGAGGACAAAUCUUUAUCAGCAUUUAAAUCUGUGUCCAGGGGAUUGAAACAUUCUGCGUCGUCGAGGUCAGAAAAGCGUGACAGUGGAUAUGUGACAGAUAAUUCGCCAGCUAACUUUGGGAGUAAUGUACCUUAUUUCACGUUUGAUACUGAUGCGGGUGAUGGAUCGAGAGGGGUACACGCCCUGCACCCGUCGGUUGAUGAGGAUGAGGAAGUAGAGAUGGUGUUGAACAGCCCCUCGGCGAUGGGAAGGGCAUCGAAGCCUAUCCCCAUACACCGUCCUCGGGCUCCCCUUCCCCGGGAUAUGUUAGACACGGGCCCAACUGAGGAACAGGACGACGAUGACGUUUUUGAAAAUGCUUCUAACGUUUGUGAUAUGUUCACUAGGAGGAGGUUUAGGAACCACGCCCAUCACUUUAGGCCUAUACACGGGCGGACGGUGGGGACUCAAACCCCUAGCCUGCAUGGCCAGGCCAUCACGGAAACUAUAAACUUUAUGUCGGACAGAUUCCAUCCCUACCACCAACCGCCUAUAGCCAGAGGUACUGCCUAUACGCGGUUGAGAUAUCACUCUGACGGUGAUGGUUCAGAUUCUCCCACCCACGGGAGGGAUCUACCCGAUAUCGUCCCCGUCCCCCGGGAUAGGUCGAUAUCACUCCCAGACGUACACCACCAACAGCGGCUUGACGUGGGUCGGGAACUCAGACGGAUAGGCGACGAGUUCCACUUCGAGCUAGCUAGUGCCCCACUCCGAGUCAGAAGGAACGGCGUUGUGAUGCGUCAGGCGGCAUCCUUUCCCGGAACAACAGCGUUCAAUUUCCAGAACUGGUGGGAGCAGCUCCGGACCAUUUUCUCUAGUCCUGUAAAUAUAGAGCCAGACCGCCAACGCAGGAGAGCCUCGUCAUCAGCGGAUCCUGGCUACUUCCAGAAAGACUUUUGACGUCAGGUCUUGCCUUAUACAUAGUCCGUCACAACCUCGUGCUUGUCUCUUCGGAACCCGCCAUGGUCUUCCACACGGUGGAAAACAAAGUAUGACAUUUCAAAAAUCAGAACUUUUCCUUGACAAUCAAGCCAGUAAGGAAGUAUUCCGAAUGGUGUUUUAACAUGAGGAUCUCAUCAACGUUGGCUUUCCGAAUGACAUUUGAAAGACAUUGUUUACAUGGGCAGCCAGCCCCCGAGUUGAACUGUCCUAUGUGGUGCUAUGGGUGUAGAGCAGACACCUUAUGAGAGCGGACAGGUUGUGAUAUGUCUAUUGUGGUUUGUCCAAUGUUAGAGAGAAAGUGUGUUUUACAAUUCAACGAUUCUCUGUCUCUUCACAUACAAGAGCGACGAUGAGAAUAAAUGAUAGAUCGGACCAAUCUUUUCUCUCGAACUCUUACAAGAUUGAGAGCCGCGCUAUAUUUUGACGUAGUUGAUAGGCACGUAAAAAACACAUGUGAAAGCUGGAAACUCUACAAAACACUCCAACUAAGUCCUUUAUGUCAAUUGCUCAUACUGGGGCCAAGCCCAUUGUAGGAAGAUCUCAUUUUAUUUUUUGACUGAACGUAUUAUGUUAUUUUGUUUUGAUAAUUCCUAAGUGCUAAAGAGACGGCCGUGACCAUUAUCUUACUUUUGGUGCAAAGUACUUAUUUGAUAUCUCAGCCACUGCAUCCGGCAACGGAAACAGUCGGCGGGAAAACCUAAGGUGUUCAUUAGCUAGAGUUAUUACUCAUUGUUCGGGCAUUUCCGCCACAUAUUAAUCGAUUAUACAUUUGACUGUUGAGGAUAAUGUCCACAUUUCCAUGGUUUGUCUCUAUAAAGUGUGUGGAUCUGGUCACAUUAUCGCCACUUCAUCUGUAAUUAUUGCCAAAUUGAAAUACACAUUUCCGGUAUGACAUCACUACUCCUAUCUCGUUCCACUGAUAGAAACACCAUCUCCACACCACUCUGUACUGUCAUAAGAUGGAUUUGUAUAUGUUUAACAACACUACCGCUAGUGUGGGCAUUACAUGUUUGUUAUUGGCACGUGUAAAACAUACAUAACACUAAGUGCUCGUUUAAAGCAUUAUUCUAUAAUUUCUUCAGGUGAUCUUUUUUGAGCAAAUUGUGGUUAUUUUUCUGACAAUGUUAGCAUUUUCUGAUUUUACACGCACAAUGUUCCGUGGUCGCACGUGUCCGAUGUUUAAGCAGGGUACUGUACACGAUGUUUGUAUUAUAUAUACCAGAAACAAAUACCUCGUUAGUAAUGAAGAUAUUGUAUCCGUGGCUGGGAAUGUGUUUAUCAAAUUUCAUUCAAACAAACCACCUAUGCAGCACAUUUUGUUGACUUAACAAAAAAAAUCGUCAUUAUAAGUAUUUUUCAUCAGUAUAUUUCUAAAUUAUCGCACGCUUUCAUAUCAGCGGAUAUUAUUUUCCGAGUUAUUUUGAUAAUGAAUAUAGUACAUUGAUAUCAAUCUGAUAACAAACUCUCUACUAGGUUCUAUAAACGCGGUGAGCCGUCCCCUAGUCUCCUUCUCAAUAUGGGACCUAACUUGAUCGCGUUAAACUAACACAAGGUAUCUGUAGGUUAGAGUGUGACUUAGAGCUACCCCGAGGUCACCCCCCGAGGUCACCAUUGUAGAUUAACAGUAGUGUCUAUGUAUACGUGUGUAAGUGUGUGGCAUUAUGCCAUAAAAUGUAAAGAAAAACAUUUCGAAGGUUUUCCAAAUGAUCUCAAAUCUUGUUCUUUUUCCUUGUUGCCGACUUUUGUACAUAGUAACUCUUUGAUUUUCCAUUGUGUGUACAUAUUUUGUGUAGAUUCCUGUAUAUAGACCGUAUCCUAGACGUUUAUCUGUAUAUAUAAGUAGUAACCUUGGCGACUAGCUGGUAGUGCUUCUUUGUAGAACUGGUAUGCUUAUCAUGUGACCGAAUGUAUCUUAAACAGGAAUUUUGGACCCGAUACUGUCUUUACAUCUUGAUUUUGGUAAAACUCCAGAAAACCUGCCUGUUAUACUGUUAAUAGGAGAGUACCUACAAUCAUAAUUUAUAUAUACUGUACACCAAUUUAUUUUCGCGUGUACUUUAUUUCGCGAACUUUGCCUGUUUGUUUUAUUCGUUAAUGCAUGGGUUCGCGAUGGAAAAGAUGUUUUUUAAAAAAAAUGAUGGUACUUUAUAAUAUGGAAUUAUUAUUCGUGAAACGUUUAAAUAAGUAAAUUAGUCAUCUUGCAAAUUAACGCGAACAGUUAUCUCUUCUGAAAAUAAAGUGCUAUACAGUAUAUCUUGUCAGUAACGUUUAACUGAGAAGUUCUACCAAAAAGACACAUCGCUGGUACGAGGCAUCCGAUACAUUGUUGAAUACAAUAGAUAGAAUAUAGGUAGUAAUCAAUUUUGAAUAGGUCAAUUUGUUGAGCACGUGCUAUUCCAUUCAUCAUUGUUUUGUAUAUAUGUGGACGUGGGUUUCAAUCUUCUACUGUCACUAUACAACGUGCCUCUUCUGACCCUUCUAACUAACCUACAUCUGUUCAUUGGACGUUUCUUCUAUUCCUUUUUUGCUCAAUUAUAUCCUGUCUAUUACAAUGUUGGGUUUUUUCAACCUUUAACCAGAAUAUCUUUUUUAUUAUUUAUUUAAAUCUUGGUUUACAAACAUCUACGAGAGUCUUAACAACUUUUUCCCCAAAGUGCUUAUGUUUUCAUUGUUCAGUGAAGUAUUGGUGUUGGUGACCGACAGGUCCACCCCAUGAUCAUGCAAUCAAUUUAUUUUUGUAAGAAAAGUUGAGGAGAUGUUUUAUAUUGAAAAGAAAGAAAAAAAUGUAAAA